CUAUAUUUUGGCUCGAGACCCGUCCCCAGCCUGGGGCCUGCAUGCCAGAAUGACCGCGGGCGCGCGCAGACAGCCCAACGGCUCACGGAAGCCUCCCGCCAGCGCCGCCAGAUGCCUUGGCGGCCGGUCGCUGGCCGGGCCGCCAGCUUCUUCGCACUCCAGCUGCUGCUCGGGGCGGCGUACCUCGGGGCGGAUUACCUCCCGAUGCAGGGAGUCCGCAGGGGGGUUACAGGCAUCGACUUUCUUGCCUCCAGCAGCCCAGCCACUCGGGCCAGUUCCCAGCCUGGCGAUCAGGUCGAGGCCCAACAGCCGCGGCGGGAGCCGGCGCCGCCAGCGCCCAUGGCGCGUGGCGCAGAUGGACCGCCGGAGGCCGAGCCUCCACGGCUUGGUGUGCACACCGCAGGCGCGAGUAGCCAGGGGCUGCCAGUCUCACCUGAGCCGGAGCCGCCCUGGAUGACCAAAGCGGACGUCCUGAGCCCGACGGACGAAAAACAAGAUGAGAUCGUGGUCUCUGCGGGGAAGCCCUGA
This is a messenger RNA of Prorocentrum cordatum, 528 nucleotides long. The record is from the annotation of a GenBank genome assembly. Lineage: Eukaryota; Dinophyceae; Prorocentrales; Prorocentraceae.